This is a messenger RNA of Pleurotus ostreatus (oyster mushroom), 4152 nucleotides long. It is a transcript of the gene ROM2, whose product is annotated as RHO1 GDP-GTP exchange protein 2. The transcript has 12 exons. Gene Ontology annotation, molecular function: guanyl-nucleotide exchange factor activity. NCBI's taxonomy places the organism in Eukaryota, Fungi, Basidiomycota, Agaricomycetes, Agaricales, Pleurotaceae. The record is from RefSeq and is a predicted model, not a curated record. Bases 1 to 4152 code for a protein of 1383 amino acids. Gene Ontology annotation, biological process: intracellular signal transduction.
AUGGACAAGCCACUGGGCCCUCGCCAACAACCAGACAAACGAAAUGCAGCCUAUGAAUCGAUCUUCGGUCGCCCUAGUGCCUCGCACCACCAUCUGCAGCCGCCUUCUAGCUUCUCUCAGGCUUAUAGUACCCCUCCGCUGCUGGGCCAGCAUUUACCUUAUCAGCAACCGUACCAGGCACAGGUCGACAGGAGGGCAUCCUUUACCCCUUCUUUGGUGCCCUCGCCACAGAUUCCAGUUCUUUCCAACCAACAAUUGCCCACGAAUCCAAAUUUCAGGCAGUCUUACUAUCCACCAUCCCAACCUCAAGCCCAGCUUCCCCAGGGACUGCCUUCAAGCCCAUAUCCGGCUCACCACCAUCACCACCAUCACCAUUCACCCCCGCCCAAUCUUGUUGCUCCCCAUUCCGACCACCAUGGCCGUGCAAACUCUGUGGCAAGCACCAGUCACUCUUCGAACAUUGGAAUAAUACAGCCACCGCCAGAGGAACCCGUUCAAACGCAAAACGGCCUUACCCCAGCUCAAGUUUAUCGCGCCCAAGUUUCUCUGAAUAGCCCCAACGAUUCUCAAGGAGACUGGAGCCGCUUCCGAAAUCCUUCAGAGCGCCAGCCUGCGCCUUCAUAUCAGGAUCCGCCUCGCAUUGGUGUCGAUCUCGACCCAGAUGAUGGGAAGCUAGGGAUUGAUUUUGGACAAGGCAGCAAUUCCAGUGAGCAGAGCACGGAUGAUGGGAGCAGUGAGCUACCGUGGGCAGUCCAGGAGCGUACUUCAUCACCACCGUCCUCUAAGGUGCCCCUUAGCCCGCGAUUUUCCAUUGAUUCAGACCACUCGUCUCGACACCCUCUCCAAGUUCAAACCAAUAUGCCAUCUGACUCGGCCGUCCUCAGCGCGAAGACAUCUCCUACUUCGUCGACCACAGCUGAUUACACUUCAAUACUAUCCUCUUCGGCAUAUGUCACGGGAAGACGUUCCUCGGAUUCUGCGCGUACAAUGCCCAGACUGAUGGGACCGCGGCGGGAGCGCGGGCCACAGGAUCGCUCAAUGUCAAUGUCCGCAGCUUCGCUACGACCUACGUCUACUUCUCGCCCGCCUAUACCAAAUCAUCAGGGCCGUGACUCUCCUACAUCAAUACGACUUCCCGUCCGCAAGACCCCAAUAGUCUAUCCUGCUCUUCUUUCAUGCGUGGCCGAAGCCUUUCGCGAACGCAUAUUAGUUGGGGAUCGAGUGAAGGACGGAUUGACGUAUAAGAACUCCUUUGAUGGGCGCGAAGCUGUCGACAAAAUCGCGUACAUCAUCAAAACGACGGAUCGAAAUCUUGCUUUACUUCUUGGCCGAUCCCUUGACGCGCAGAAAUUCUUUCACGACGUAACGUAUGACCAUAGACUAAGGGAUAGUUCGAACGAAUUGUAUCAAUUUCAGACGAGGGUGCGGAGUCCGUUCACAAGCGGAGAGCUAGAGAAUGGGGCAGAACAGGGAAGCGGGGAUGAAAAGAACGCCAAACCUCCAGAGGAUGACUCUGGUUCCCCCUCACCUGCAGGCUCUUCUACGCCUCAGAUUCAGCAACAACAAGACGGUGCCUUGCCCUCGGUUGAUGAGAUUACUGCCCUGCCCACUGGAGUCUUCACACUUCUGACUGAUUGUUAUUCCCCAACGUGCUCAAGAGACCGACUCUGCUAUAGUAUUGCAUGUCCAAGGCGUCUUGAGCAGCAAGCAAGAUUGAAUAUGAAACCGCAGCCCGGAUUGUCGAAACAGAUCAGCAGAGAAAGUUUGGGUGAUGUUCCGGAUGCCGGGACACUCUGGAUUCAUUCGGUGCCGCCGGAAAUCGUGAACAGCGUCUCCGACACGGAAAAGAAACGGCAAGAAGCCAUCAACGAGGUCAUCUACACUGAACGUGACUUCGUACGCGACCUGGAGUAUCUUCGAGAUGUCUGGAUAAAUCAGCUGAAGGAUUCGGAUAUCAUCGCGGCCGAACGACGAACUGACUUCUUAGAGCAAGUGUUUUGGAAUAUCCACGAUAUCAUCGCCGUCAACACUCGCCUGCGAGAUGCUCUCAACAAACGGCAGAAGUCGUAUGCAGUAGUAGAACGUAUAGGUGAUAUACUACUGGAUGCCGUCCCGCACUUUGGGCCGUUCGUGUCAUACGGUGCGCAUCAGUUAUAUGGCAAGUACGAGUUUGAAAAGGAGAAGAACUCGAAUCCCGCUUUUGCUCAGUUUGUUGAGAUGACUGAGCGCUUACCGGAAUCGCGUAAACUCGAGCUCAACGCGUAUCUAACCAAGCCUACGACCCGUCUUGCUCGAUAUCCGUUGCUGCUCCAAGCCGUGUUGAAACAUACGCCAGAGGAUAGCCCGGACAAGAUCAUCCUCCCGAAGGUCAUUGCGUUGGUGAAAGAGUUCUUGGGUAAGGUGAACGCGGAGUCCGGGAAGACCGAGAACCGGUUCAACCUUCUUCAGCUCGAGCAACAGCUCUUCUUUAGGCCUGGCGAAGAAGUGGAUUUGCGGCUCAAAGAGGAAGGAAGGCAGUUAAUAUACAAGAAUCCACUUAAUAAACGCGAUGGCGAAAUCCAGGUGUACCUCUUCGAUCACGCCCUUCUGUUUGCCAAGGCUGUGAAGACGAAACAACAUGAACAGUACAAGGUGUACAGACGCCCUAUACCACUGGAAUUACUUCUCAUCUCAGCUCCUGAAGAUGCUGCUAAUGCAACCGUACGCUCGCAGAACCACCGAAACCGCGGGCUUGUUAAGCGCGCCUCUUUCAACGGCAAAGUCAGCCCCAAUGUACCAGCCGCGAAGUCGGAGUCCAAAGGCUCUCAUUGGAUCACGUUCAUGCAUCUGGGGCGCAAGUACUAUCAUCUGACGCUGUGGGCGACCUCGGCGAUGGGUCAACGCAAGUGGCUGGAGAAUAUAUAUAAGCAACAGCAAGUGAUGCGUGAACGAAGCAUGAUAUUCGAUACAGUGACUCUUAGCGAGGGCUUCUUCUCCGGGCCGACGAACAAAGUCAAUUGUGCAGCUCCGUUUAACGGUGGCCGUUGCGUAGUGUACGGUACAGAUGAUGGGGUGUAUAUAUCCGACUUGAUGGUCAACAGAGAACCAGUGAAGGUUCUUGGACUGUUGGAAGUAGCUCAAGUCGACGUUCUAGAGGACUAUCAACUUCUGAUCGUUCUUUCAGAGCGUCAAGUGAUCACGUUCCCUCUGGAUGCUCUGGACCCCAACGACCCAGUUGCUGGAUUGAAACGUGCGAAGCGUAUCUCGUCCCAUACUUCCUUCUUCAAGGCGGGAUACUGCUUGGGCAAAGUUCUUGUCUGCAUAGUCAAAUCCAGUCAACUUUCCAGCACCUUCAAAACCUUGGAACCUAUUGAUCAGAACAUUCGGGGUCGCAGCAAGCCGACGUUUCGAAAGCUGCUUCAAGGUGGCAAUGAUACGCUUAAGAUGUUUAAAGAGUUUUAUAUACCUGUCGAAUCGACGUCCAUCCAUUACCUCAAGACGAAGAUGUGCGUCGGAUGUUCGAGGGGCUUCGAGAUCGUAGAUCUUGAAAGUCUGGACACGCAAGGGUUGCUUGACCCUCAAGACGAAUCUUUGGAUUUCGUGCGGAAGAAAGAGAACCUACGCCCAAUGGCUAUUUACAGAAUUGGCAACGAGUUCCUCCUUUGCUACGACGAGUUUGCAUUCUAUGUCAACAAGAACGGACGGCGAUCACGGAAAGAUUUCAUGGUUUACUGGGAAGGACUGCCGUCAGGCUUUGCCCUCCACGAACCUUAUGUUCUCGCCUUCGAACCUUCUUUCGUCGAGAUUCGACACAUUGAGACAGGUCUCCUUUCUCAAGUCAUCCAGGGAAACAACCUCCGCCUCCUGUUUGCUGAUACGCCUCCGUCCGUCUCCAAUAACCACCACUACGCAAGCUCUGUUGAGUAUGGCUACAACCCCUACGCCGCUUCCACCAACUCCUAUGGCAGCCGUCAAUCUGCCUAUAACGCCUAUGGUGUUCCUCCGCAACAGAUGCCAUACCCGAAUCUGAAUCAAUAUCCUCGACCUCCUCAGGGAGUAGGGAGAGAUGAGAUCCUCAUUGUAUCCGACGAUCGUGUACUAGCUUUGCGACCGGCAGCUGGUCUGCACCGGUUCAUGGGCGAUAACUUGUCACAAGUAUCCAUUCCACGUUGA